Punica granatum (pomegranate) is the source of this 2489-nucleotide messenger RNA. NCBI's taxonomy places the organism in Eukaryota, Viridiplantae, Streptophyta, Magnoliopsida, Myrtales, Lythraceae. The record is from RefSeq and is a predicted model, not a curated record.
UCCUUCCUUUCCUUCCCUUUCCUUCUUGACUCUCGCCUUUCUCCUCACCUCCUCCUCCUCCUCCAUCCCCCCUCUCUGCGCUCUCUCCCUUCCUCUGCUCCUUCAAGCUCCGACCUUUCUCGACGUAGGUACAGAGAGAGUAAGAAGGAGAGAGUAUUUGGACUUACCCAGAAAGAGAGAGAAGGGGAAGGAGGGAGGGAUUGAGAGAGAGAGAAGAGAGAGAGAGGUGAAGGGGAGUGAGAUGAAAGGAGAAGGCAAGGCAGUAAUGAAGUCAAAGUUGAAAUGGGUUGGGCUAGUGGGGCUCAUCCUAUCGUCCCUCUCCAUCUCUGUCCACUUCUUCCUCGCCAGAUUCACCGAGCAGGGCUUCUCCGAGUACCAAGCCUCCAUCACCAUCUUCUCCUGGCGACCCAUCUUCGAAACCGCUGUGGAUGUCCCCAAAACUAGUCCCUUGCACAGAAGGCUAUGGAGCCCCAUGAGGCGUCUAGAUCCCUUGCAUCCACACGCCAACCCUAGAGGAUAUUAUGCAGAUCCCAGUUCGAAGACCACUGGGUUCAUCUUUGUGAGGAUACAAGGCGGUUUCCAUGAGAUCAGAAACUCGGUAAGCGAUGUGGUUGUGGUUUCUCGCCUUCUUAAUGCGACUCUAGUGGUUCCUGAGAUCCAAUCAACUACAAGCAGCAAAGGAAUCAGUUCGGAGUUUAAGAGUUUCUCCUACCUCUACAAUGAGGAACAAUUUAUUUCUGCAUUAGCUAGGGAUGUUCAUGUUAUUAAAACCCUUCCAAAAAAUCUCAAAGGUGCAAGGAGGAAAAAGAAGAUCCCUCUUUUUAGGGUACCUUACCAGGCCUCCCCUUACUUUUAUCUCCACCAUGUUCUCCCUGUGCUUAGCAAGCAUUCAGUUGUUGAGCUAGUCAUCUCCAAUGGUGGUUGCUUGCAGGCUAUUCUCCCAUCCCAAUUUGAGGAGUACCAGAGGCUAAGGUGUAGGGUCGCUUUUCACGCUCUUCGAUUUAGAGGAGAGGUUCAGGAACUUGCAACCAAGAUUUUGCAAAGGCUGAGGUCUCCUGGAAGGCCAUUUAUAGCGUAUGAUCCUGGGAUGACUCGAGAUGCCUUGGCCUAUUAUGGCUGUGCUGAGCUGUUCCAGGAUGUACAUAACGAACUUAUUCAACACAAGAGGUCAUGGAUGAUAAAGCGGGGGAUUAUUAAAGGGAAGCUUUCUGUGGAUUCAGCGGCACGACGCCUCAAAGGCUCAUGUCCUCUUAUGCCUGAAGAGAUUGGAAUCCUUCUUCGUGCUUACGGGUACCCAUGGGACACUAUUAUAUAUGUCUCUGGUGGUGAAGUUUUUGGGGGCCAAAGGGCUCUAAUUCCCCUCCAUGCCAUGUUCGAGAAUGUUAUUGAUAGGACUUUCCUGAGCACAAGCUGGGAGAUGAGUAGACUUUAUGGCCACGAGACUAAUCUCGUCAACAACCAUCCUAAGAAGCUUCCGGUCAUCGACUUCAAAUCCAAGCGUGAAGAAUGGAAGCUCGCAGGCCCACGACCCCGGCCCCUUCCACCACCCCCAGCGAGGCCUAAAUACCCAUACAACAUCGAAGGGUGGUGGGGUUGGGUCGCUGAGAGUGAUAAUGAGCCAGAGAGCACCGUGAUGGAGUUGAGGAUGAAUGCCCAUAAAUUGCUGUGGGAAGCAAUCGAUUAUAUAAUCUGCUUGGAGGCUGAUGUUUUUAUUCCUGGGUUUGAUCGCGAUGGGAAGGGUCACCCGAAUUUUGCUAGCUUGGUGAUAGGACACAGGCUCUACCAGUCAGCUACAUCAAGAACUUACCAACCAGACAGGAAAGAAGUCGCCGAGCUCUUGGAACAGACCCGGGAUCACCUAUAUCAAGCAAAUAUCACGUGGGUGAAAUCAAUACGCCGACUCAUGAGGAAGGGUCUACUCGACGGACUAUCAGGAGGGUCGAUGAAAUUGAAGUCCUUUUCUUUCCUCUCCCACCCGGUCCCUGAGUGUUCCUGCACAACACAUGACCUACAAGACCCACAACUUAAGGCUGUCGUGGGAGCUGUGCACCGAUGUCCUUCUUGGAUGAAUACUGGUUCAGGUACAGUCCCGAAAGAAAAGGAAAGUGAGGACGAUCUUGAGGAAGACGACCCCUCGUCGUCUUCUUCGGGAUUGUUUUUCGGGAAUGCUGGUGGAAAUCAUGAGAGUGGGGGUGAGGCGAGUAAGGAGGAAACCCAAUUAGAGGACCAGGAAGAACUCGAGGGUGGAGAAAGAUGAUACUAGGAGGCUAAAUCGAGCCGUGUACAUGAGCUAUAAUUAUAACUUUGCUGGCUAACCACAAUUUUUUCUUUUUCCCUUUUCGUUUUGGCAUUGGAGCAAUUUUGGGAUAGAACUAACAUACUUUGACUUCAGCCUUCAAGAUGUUCAGUACUUUUGUACAAAACCUGUAUAUGAUCUUUCUUGUUACUUUCUUCCUUUUCUAGUGUGAAUUUGAUUAUGCUUUACUACA